Molecule: messenger RNA, 1221 nt
Organism: Cladophialophora yegresii CBS 114405
Lineage: Eukaryota; Fungi; Ascomycota; Eurotiomycetes; Chaetothyriales; Herpotrichiellaceae
Exons: 1
Coding region: 1-1221 (406 amino acids)
Molecular function (GO): intramolecular lyase activity
Source: RefSeq, a predicted model, not a curated record
AUGAAGACAUCACCGCUGCGUAUGCUCGUCUCUCGACGAGUCUGUACCUGCAAUCUCUCCCAAAUCCAAGCCGCCCAUGCACCUUCGAGGCCUCAGCUGAUCCGACUCCUGUCAAGCAGUACCAAGCACAAUGCCCAAACCAGCUUCUCCGCGCCUGUCCCGGGCUACGGCUCGUCCGAGAUGCUCCGUCGAAAGUAUCAAAAGUCGGAACCGUCAGAACUGGAGAAAGAGAAGGCCGAGCGAGCAAGCACGGUCAAACGCAUGCGCUACUCGGGCUAUGGCAUCGCCGCCUGCACGGUAGCAAUCUUCGCUACAAUCGCACUAUACCCCAGUGAGAGCCCUAUCAGACAAGACGCACCCCCUCCCCCGACGCCGUCGACCAUCCUCGAAGAACCUUCAGCGAAGGAAGUCGAACAGAUCCCGACCGGCACCUCCACCAUCCCCUUCUUCCCUCGCAUCAUCCACGUCACCUCUGAUGCUCCGCCAAGCACGCCCGGCGCUGCAAAUGAAGGCAAGACAGACGAAGAAUACCAACUCGUGGGUCUAGGGAUUCGCACGGUAUCGUUAUUCAGCAUCCAAGUCUAUGUCGUGGGCCUGUACAUCGCCGUGUCGGACAUUGCGGCAUUGCAACAGCGACUCAUCAACGCGGUCGUGCCGCCCAGUGAAAGCGUGGCUACGACUUUGGUGCCCGGCGAAAAGGACCAGCUCCGCCAACUCCUCCUCGACCCAACCCGAGGCGAGGACAUCUGGAACGAAAUCCUCAAGGAUGGCCAUCUACGUAUGGCUUUUAGGAUCGUGCCCACACGGAACACCGAUUUCAUGCACCUUCGCGAUGGCUUCGUGCGGGGCAUAACGGCUCGGUCUGCCCACUUCGCAUCAGACAGGAACGAUACCUCCUUUCAAGACGAGACAUUUGGCGCGGCACUCAACGACUUCAAAUCCGCGUUCGGCGGCAGUGCGCGACGGAAAUUGCCGAAAGGCGAGAUCCUCCUCCUUGCCCGCGAUGGGCAAGGGAAAAUGUCUGUCUGGGAAGAGACUAGCAAGACGGGCGACCGGGUCAAAAUGGGGGAUAUCAGUGAUGAACGCGUGGGUCGGUUAUUGUGGCUGGGAUAUCUGGCGGGGAAGAAUGUUAGCAGUGAGCCAGCGAGGCAGAAUAUUGUCGAGGGAUGCAUGGAGUUUGUCGAACGUCCGGUGGGGACAGUGGCAACGCAGGUUGUUUGA